Nelumbo nucifera (sacred lotus) is the source of this 2590-nucleotide messenger RNA. RefSeq names its product chloroplast sensor kinase (gene CSK). Gene Ontology annotation, molecular function: phosphorelay sensor kinase activity. Lineage: Eukaryota; Viridiplantae; Streptophyta; Magnoliopsida; Proteales; Nelumbonaceae. The record is from RefSeq and is a predicted model, not a curated record. Gene Ontology annotation, biological process: signal transduction.
CCGCAACCAGCACUUUGGGGAAAGGGGAACUGGGGAAGUUAUUAACGGUGCAUGGCACCGAAUACCGAAAAAGAAAAUCCACUAAAAUCCACUUCGUUCGAUUCCGGUCUCCCAUUUCGCGGGGAGGGGCAUUUCAUCAUCUACUCCAAGACGAUGCUGCUCUCUGCAAUUACCCCAAAAAUUCUUUUGUGCAACCCCAGCAACGGAAACUCCAGCAAUCUCGUCCCUUGUUCCAACAACAAGCCCAUACUCCAAUUUCAGAACUCUUGCCGGGAGAACGCUUUUGUAGCGCAGAGACAAAGUGCCCUAACUAAUGCUUCAUCUUCUUCACUCGCAAAUGGCACAUCCGAGGAUAACCGGUGCCUUCAAAACGCCAACUCUGGUGCUGAAACGUUUCGUCACGUCAGCCAUGCUGGUUCAGUCGAUGAUGGUGAAGAAGAAAAGGAACAAGGCGGAUUGGUUUCUUCGGCUUCUGCGGUUGCAGCGGCUAUACGCAUUGCUUCCACAUCUCCGGUGGAAUUUGUACAGAGGGUUGAAAAAGAUGGAAAAAAUGGGUUGGUCUUACCGAGCCCAGAUUUCCAGAGACUCUGUGUAGAGCAGCUCGACCUUUUCCGGAGAAUUGUCGAUCCAGAUUCCGUGCUAUCGGUUUAUGUAAGGCCAGCUGGUAGUUAUGUUAUGGACCGGUUAGAGCUUCGACGGGUUACUUACUAUCCGCGAACGACCGUGGCUGAAAGAUCUGACAUUGUGAUAUUAAUUGGUAAUUUUGGUGUUCCAACGGGCUUACGUGCAGCUGAAGCUGCACUCUCAAAUCAGCAAAUUAAAAUGAUACCUGAAAGUAGAGCUGUAGUUUUCCCUAUGGUGAAACAUCCAUUUGUCGUGGGCUUUUUGGUUGCUGAGUUUCCUAUGAUGGAUUCUGAAACUUCUGGGAAUGCUGAAAGAGACAGACAUGAUAUGCCUCUAUGUUCAUCACCGGACGAAUCUUGUACAUCUGCUCCCCUUUUGGAUAGGAAAUCGUGGGAAGUUGAGACUCUCAAGGAAGAUCUAUUGAGAAGAUAUUACAAGUUAACAGCUGAACAGAGAUCUAAUGCUAUUAAUAUUUCUCGCUCUCUGGCAAUGGCAUAUGUGAUGGAUCAGAAAGCAAUGCUACUUCAGCAAUCAUCUUGGCAAAAUAAUGUCAGAAUGAGUAAUCUGGUCGAGCAGAUUCGAGGACCUCUUUCUACCAUAAGGACUUUGAGUAAAAUGUUAUCUGUUCAUAUGAAGAGAAGUGAGGUCUCAUAUGAUGUCAUUGAAGAUAUACUGGUACAAGGUGAUCGUAUGCGAGAUACAUUGCAGCAACUUCAGGAUGCUGUCUACCUUACGAAGGCUAACAUAGUGCAUUAUAAUGAAGAAACAUUAAAGAAAAUACGUAGCUCAACGCAUGCAGAAUCAAUGAGGUCUCAAUUUUCCAAUAACAUUGAGGAAACUCACGGUGUUAACGCACAAGAAUUAGGUUCAACACUUCCUCUAAAUUCUGCAGCAAAGGAUUUGGAGAUGCCUAUGCCGCCUCUUGCUCUUGCAGCAUUACAACAGCACAAUAUCAGACCAUGCAAUAUCUCUGAUGUACUACUAGAGUUGGUAGGAGCUGUGGUUCCUCUAGCUCAUAAGCAGCAACGCAAAGUGGAACUCAGCGAACUCUCUCAGUCUUUAUAUGUUGCUGUAGAGGAAUCUGCUUUGCGCCAGGCACUGAGCAAUUUGAUUGAGGGGGCACUAUUGCGAACCCAUGUUGGGGGCAAGGUUGAGAUUAUGUCAACUAGAGCACCAGCUGGUGGUGUCCUUGUGGUAAUAGAUGAUGAUGGGCCUGAUAUGCAUUAUAUGACACAGAUGCAUUCACUUACACCGUUUGGGGCAGGCCUUCUAUCUGAAGGUAUGGUGGAAGACAACAUGACUUGGAACUUUGUUGCUGGGUUGACAGUGGCUCGUGAGGUACUGGAGAGUUAUGGGUGUGUUGUUCGUGUUAUAUCCCCCCGUACUCCAACUGCAGUCCUUGGAACAGGUGGAACCCGUCUGGAACUCUGGUUGCCUUCUCUUCCAGAUGCAUCUGGAUCAAUUGUCUCAGUUUAAGAAGUUUGACGUAAAAACUGAGGUUAACUAUUGGAAGAGGUAAUGCCAAGUAGAAGAAUAGUCGAGUAGGUAGCUGGCACCAUGAUGAAGUUUGGCAGAUUCAGGUGGUGGUAAUACUCAUUUAAGUCCUAGGGUUUUAUGUAUAUAACCAUAUAUGUAAUUGAAGAUUAGAUGUGUAGCCUGUAUGUAAAUAAUAUGUUUUGGGGGUUAUUUAAAAUCCCCCGUCGGUGAUCAAGUUCAUUAGGUUUUUAAUCAGAAGCUCAGGUUAUAUUUAAUUGCGCUCACACUGGGGAGGCACGGAUAAACAAUGGUCCAUCAUUUGUUUAUUUAUUUUGUAUUGGGGUUGGGGCGUUGUUUUCUCAUUUUUUUUCUCUUCAUUUUGCUUGUAACUGUAAUGUAACGAGUGAGAAUACAGAUUACAAAGCACGAACAUGGAGUGUUCGUUCUUCUAUUCAGGUUUCAAUGAAGUCCCUUAUCUAGCUAUCUUGAA